Messenger RNA from Paramecium sonneborni, 764 nucleotides. The record is from the annotation of a GenBank genome assembly. Lineage: Eukaryota; Ciliophora; Oligohymenophorea; Peniculida; Parameciidae.
UAUGAAUGUCCUGGAUGCAUAGAUAAUUAUCACAUAUUUUGCUCAUAAUGGAAACUGCAUUAAUAUUCAUUUAAUUAGAAAUUUAUUACAAAUUUUGAGGGAUGGACUUUGUUUCAUAAUUUAGAAUUACUAGUUCUUUUAAUUGUGGAAACUGUGAAUAUUUGAGUUUUUUAGAAAUAAUGAUUUGUUCUAUAAAUAGAAAUAUUAAUUAAAAUUCAUCAUGAUCUUAUAUUAUUAAUCUAUAUUAAAAGUACAACAAGUUUACGUAAUUUAAGAGAUUUUGAAGUAUUUUACACUUAACCAGAAAUAAUAUAUAAAGAUUUAAAUGAAAGUUUCUUAGAGUAAAUUAAUUAUAGAUGUCUGAAUUGCCAAGAAGGUUGGAUUUAAGAUGAAGUUCUAUAAAAUUGUCAUCCAAUUUGUGGUGAUGGAAUCAUUUAAGGUUAAGAGGAAUGCGAUGAUAGUAAUCUAAUUUCGAGGGACUCUUGUUAUUUAUGCUAGUAUUCAUGCAUAGAUUAUUGUUAAAUUUGUUAAUUUGGAAUUUGCUUACUAUGUCAAGAUAGAUUUGAAUUGUCUGUUUUUAGGUCAUAUUUUAUGACUAGAUGUGAUGAAGAAUCAUUUAAUCAUUUGAAACAUGCAAUGAUUGUGGUUUAAGAUGUUAAAUUUGCAGAUAUUCAAAGCGUUAAUUCUGUGAAAUUGGAUGGGAACUUAUAGAUAAUAUAUAUUAAUCUUUUUGUGGAGAUGGAUUAAUUGCUUUGAAUUCAAUU